ACAAUUAAAAAGUCCAAUUUACUUCACGGGUUACCACCAGCCAUUCCAGUUCAAAAGUUCACACUUCCCAUUAGUAAUUACUUAACCCACCCCCCGCCCGCCCCUUUUCUCUUUCUAGAAAAUACUACGUAGUAGAAAAGAGAAAAGAAAAACAGUAAAAAGAAAUGUCAAAAAGGUUUCUUCCUUCUUCCACGGCUACCGACAAGUCUUUCAAGAACUCCAAAACCUGAGCAAAGACUCGACUUUUUGAGUUGGGUUUUUGCUGUUUUGAGUUGGGUUUUUGUUAUUUUUUGUUAAUUUCCAUUCUUUAGUUUGAUUUUAUAUAAGCGAAAAGAAAGAAAAACAGAAGGUAGAGGAGAAUUUGAUUGAUUAUGUCUGUAGAGUCGAGCUCAGGUUCAGGAGAUCACCACCAUGGUCAUAAUAUAAGAGGAGUGCCAACUCAUGGUGGGCGUUAUGUGCAGUACAAUAUCUAUGGUAAUCUGUUCGAAGUGUCAAGAAAGUACGUUCCUCCUAUUAGGCCUGUGGGUCGAGGGGCUUAUGGCAUCGUUUGUGCCGCUAUGAACUCAGAGACACGGGAGGAAGUAGCAAUUAAAAAGAUUGGCAAUGCUUUUGACAACAGAAUUGAUGCCAAGAGGACACUGCGGGAAAUAAAGCUUCUUCGUCACAUGGAUCACGAUAAUAUAAUUGCACUGAAAGACAUUAUACGGCCUCCGCAAAAGGAAAACUUCAAUGAUGUCUACAUUGUCUAUGAACUAAUGGACACUGAUCUUCACCAGAUUAUUCGGUCCAACCAACAGUUGACUGAUGAUCAUUGUCGGUACUUUCUUUACCAAAUUCUACGAGGACUUAAAUAUGUUCACUCUGCUAAUGUGUUACACCGUGAUUUAAAACCUAGCAAUUUGCUUCUCAAUGGAAAUUGUGAUCUUAAAAUUGGAGAUUUUGGGCUUGCAAGGACAACAUCUGAGACAGACUUCAUGACUGAAUACGUUGUCACUCGCUGGUACCGUGCACCAGAAUUGCUACUAAAUUGCUCAGAAUACACUGCAGCAAUUGAUAUUUGGUCUGUAGGGUGCAUACUUGGUGAAAUUAUGACAAGACAACCCCUCUUUCCUGGCAAAGAUUAUGUUCAUCAAUUGAGACUUAUAACUGAGCUCAUCGGUUCACCAGAUGAUGCCAGUUUAGGGUUUCUUCGGAGUGACAAUGCCCGAAGGUAUGUUAGGCAGCUUCCCCAAUACCCAAGACAACAGUUCUCAGCUAGAUUUCCUAAUACAUCUGCUGGAGCUCUGGAUUUGCUCGAAAAAAUGCUUGUCUUUGAUCCAAGCAAACGGAUUACAGUGGACGAGGCACUUUGCCACCCGUAUUUGGGACCUCUUCAUGAUAUCAAUGAGGAGCCUGUUUGUCCUAGGCUUUUUGUUUUCGAUUUUGAGCAGCCAUCCUUCACUGAAGAGAACAUCAAGGAGCUCAUUUGGCGGGAAUCCGUAAAAUUUAAUCCGGAUCCUACUCAUUGAGAAUGGAACUAAUGAUGUAUAAACAAGUUCUUUGACCGGACUUCCACUGAAUACUUUGUGUUGUAUCCAGAGUGAAACCCCUGAUUAGGAUCAUGAAAUAAAACAAUGGAAAUGUUGAGGUUGACAAAAUUUCUACAUGGUAGAUCUCAUUAGAUUUUUCUUCUGUCAUCUUCUUUGUAUUUUAAAUGUUCUAAUAUUGUACAAAGAAAUUGAAGCAGCGUUCACAUAGGCUCAACUUACAUCUAGGAAUGCCAAUUUCUCUUUGGGUGAUCAAAAGAGAAGGAUCCCUUCUUGCUGCGAGCUUAUCUUGUAAUUUUCUGUUCAAUUGCAUAACUCUAAUCAAAUAAUUUAUGUUAUCGAGUAUCAAGGCAACUGAGUAGUUGUCCUAAGAACUUUGCAUAGUUUGUGAUUUUGCUGGUCUGAGGCUUGCUACGCUUUGACGUUGUAAAAGCACUGUACUAUUUCCUCUGUUUUGUUGAGACAUUUUGACAUUUCCUGACAAGGAGUACGGUUCUGA
Molecule: messenger RNA, 2025 nt
Organism: Coffea eugenioides
Lineage: Eukaryota; Viridiplantae; Streptophyta; Magnoliopsida; Gentianales; Rubiaceae
Product: mitogen-activated protein kinase homolog MMK2
Exons: 6
Coding region: 372-1508 (378 amino acids)
Biological process (GO): protein phosphorylation; intracellular signal transduction
Cellular component (GO): cytoplasm; nucleus
Molecular function (GO): MAP kinase activity; ATP binding
Source: RefSeq, a predicted model, not a curated record